CCCGCAGGUUGAUGGCAGCAGCAGCUGGGACCGCAGUGGCCCCGGCCCGGAGAGCCGCCCGCAGCGCCGGAGCGCAGCCCCACACCCGGCGGCCCCAGCGCCGCGGACACCGGAGCGGCAGUCCCGGCCGCUGCCGCCUACCUCGGAGCCAGCGCGCCCCCAGCUCCCUCCGCAGAGGACUCGCUGCGUGAGCGCCCCUCGCAGGACCAGUUUGCAGGACUAAGGACCGAAGGCGUUUCUGGGCACUGAGACCCUCCAUCCCUGCCCGAAGCCAUGAGCCGGCGCGUAGUUCGGCAGAGCAAGUUUCGCCACGUGUUUGGGCAGGCGGCGAAGGCUGACCAGGCCUACGAGGACAUCCGUGUGUCCAAGGUCACGUGGGACAGCUCCUUCUGCGCCGUCAACCCCAAGUUCCUGGCCAUCAUCGUGGAGGCUGGGGGCGGGGGGGCCUUCAUCGUCCUGCCUCUGGCCAAGACAGGACGAGUGGAUAAGAACCACCCACUGGUCACUGGGCACACUGCCCCUGUGCUGGACAUCGACUGGUGUCCACACAAUGACAAUGUCAUCGCCAGUGCCUCGGAUGACACCACCAUCAUGGUGUGGCAGAUUCCAGACUAUACCCCUAUGCGCAACAUCACAGAGCCCAUCAUCACGCUAGAAGGCCACUCCAAGCGCGUGGGCAUCCUCUCCUGGCACCCCACUGCCCGGAACGUCCUGCUCAGUGCAGGUGGUGACAACGUGAUCAUCAUCUGGAACGUGGGCACCGGGGAGGUGCUCCUGAGCCUGGACGACAUGCACCCGGACAUCAUCCACAGCGUGUGCUGGAACAGCAACGGCAGCCUGCUGGCCACCACCUGCAAGGACAAGACCCUGCGCAUUGUCGACCCCCGCAAGGGCCAGGUGGUGGCGGAGCGAGCCCGGCCUCACGGGGGCGCCCGCCCGAUGCGGGCCGUCUUCACCGCCGACGGGAAGCUGCUCAGCACCGGCUUCAGCAGGAUGAGCGAGCGGCAACUCGCGCUCUGGGACCCGGAGAGGUUUGCGGCCCACGAGGGGAUGAGGCCCAUGCGGGCCGUCUUCACGCGCCAGGGCCAUAUCUUCACCACGGGCUUCACCCGCAUGAGCCAGCGAGAGCUGGGCCUGUGGGACCCGAACAACUUCGAGGAGCCGGUGGCGCUGCAGGAGAUGGACACGAGCAACGGCGUCCUCCUGCCCUUCUACGACCCCGACUCCAGCAUCGUCUACCUGUGCGGCAAGGGCGACAGCAGCAUCCGGUACUUUGAGAUCACCGAGGAGCCGCCCUUCGUGCACUACCUCAACACGUUCAGCAGCAAGGAGCCGCAGCGGGGCAUGGGCUUCAUGCCCAGGCGGGGGCUGGACGUCAGCAAGUGCGAGAUCGCCCGGUUCUACAAGUUGCACGAAAGGAAAUGUGAGCCCAUCAUCAUGACGGUGCCCCGCAAGUCAGACUUGUUCCAGGAUGACCUGUAUCCAGACACGCCGGGGCCCGAACCGGCCCUGGAAGCGGACGAGUGGCUGUCGGGCCAGGACGCCGAGCCCGUGCUCAUCUCGCUGCGGGACGGGUACGUGCCCCCCAAGCACCGCGAGCUCCGGGUCACCAAGCGCAACAUCCUGGACGCGCGCCCGCCCUCCGGCCCCCGCCGCAGCCAGUCCGCCAGCGACGCCCCCUUAUCGCAGAACAUGCUGGAGACGCUGCUGGAGCAGGUCAAGGCACUGCGCGAGCAGGUGCAGGCGCAGGAGCAGCGCAUCACGGCGCUGGAGAACAUGCUGUGCGAGCUGGUGGACGGCGACUAGCGCCGCCGCGGCAGCUCCGACCCCGGAGGGCGAGGCCGCCGGGCGCAGGGCGCAGCUGCCCAGGCUUUGGGUCUGCAACUUGGGAGCCCGCCUCUGGGCUGGGCGCGGGACUGGGAAUGGAACUCCUUCCCUGGCGGGAAGCCUGGACAAGUGGAGCCUCGCGGGCGGAGACAGGUACCGCCGGCACCGCACCGCCGGCCGCCGCGCGGCGCGCCUCCUCCGGACUCGGCGGGAGCUGGCCGGGUGACGGGGCCUCAGCACCGGUGCUGCACGGCGAGACGGCGUCUGCCCGGCCCCUCGCUCGGGGCAGAGGAGUUCUUAGUUAUUAGCAAGGUGCUUGGGGACAUUGGGGAACGGGGCUUGGCCUCAAAGGGGUGGCGACUCGAUAGACUAGCGGGGGGAGUGACAGGGCUAGUCCCUCUAAUCAGGCCACGUGACUCCGCCCACAUGAGUGGUAAACCGGCGGAUGCCACCCCAGUUCUACAGACACAAUCCUUUGGCUGUAGAGCUGGAUCCGCCGGUUACGCCCAGCAGAGGGCGCUCUUUCCACCCACAGGGGAGGGCGGGCAAAAACUGGCCUGGGCCAGCAGGUUCACCCCCCACCACCCGCCUCAUACACACUGCCCCUAGCCCUGUGUGGCCUCAGCUCCAGGAGGAAAACAAGUCAUACUGAAUGAAAUCUUUUACUAAGUGUUCA
Molecule: messenger RNA, 2503 nt
Organism: Pipistrellus kuhlii (Kuhl's pipistrelle)
Lineage: Eukaryota; Metazoa; Chordata; Mammalia; Chiroptera; Vespertilionidae
Gene: CORO6
Product: coronin 6
Exons: 12
Coding region: 274-1806 (510 amino acids)
Biological process (GO): cell migration; actin filament organization
Molecular function (GO): actin filament binding
Source: RefSeq, a predicted model, not a curated record